AUGGUGCCGGGCCGGGGCCAGGACUUCCAGCGGCGUUCGGAUUCGGACUCGCUUGUCGGCGUGAGGCUUUCCGAUUCCGACUGGAAUCGACGGGGCGACGGCACCGGCCGACCCAGAACCACAAGCCGGAGGCACAUGUCGCCGCUCCCGGCCGCUUCCUCCACCGGCGGCUCGGCAGAUCCAGCAACGCAGCCGCCACUGCCGAAGCCGGGGCACGUGGCCGUGGACAUCCCGUCCGCCGUCACGCCGCUCCCCGUCGCCGCACCGGACGGCGCUCCUGCUGCGCCACCGCCACUCGACCCUCACGCCGCCGUGCUCAUCAUUCCGACAUUCCCGGCAUGGACGCCGCCGCUGGAGGCUGCACCACCAAGUCGAAGCCGGGCCCGGGGCACGUCGCCAUGGACAUCCCGUCGCCGCUCACCAUCCCGGCCACGGACGCCGCCGGUGACGGCCACUCCACAUGGCGCGGCGGGGUUUCGAAAAUGCCGCCAUUGUCGCGAACUCGCGAUACAAAACUGGGUCCAUUUGUAA
This is a messenger RNA of Setaria italica (foxtail millet), 531 nucleotides long. Its product is annotated as vegetative cell wall protein gp1-like. The coding region runs from base 1 to 531 and encodes 176 amino acids. NCBI's taxonomy places the organism in Eukaryota, Viridiplantae, Streptophyta, Magnoliopsida, Poales, Poaceae. The record is from RefSeq and is a predicted model, not a curated record. The transcript has a single exon.